Messenger RNA from Aspergillus heteromorphus CBS 117.55, 880 nucleotides. RefSeq lists its product as uncharacterized. Lineage: Eukaryota; Fungi; Ascomycota; Eurotiomycetes; Eurotiales; Aspergillaceae. Bases 103 to 579 code for a protein of 158 amino acids. The transcript has 2 exons. The record is from RefSeq and is a predicted model, not a curated record.
UCCUCGUGUUGUUGUCAUCCAAAUUCUCGGAAUUAUUAAUCCUGACCCCCCUUGCGUGGCUGGCUUCUUCGCCCUGGACGCGGCCAAUGAGUGCGUGAGUGGAUGUGGGUGGGGGGGCCGAAGGGCCCGAAGAGGAGGCUGGAAUCUUCAAUCUGGAUCCCAUUCAACUCCAUGGUACGGUCAAGUCAAGUCGACUACAACACAGUACACAACACACACACACACACACACACACACAGGAAGGAAGUAGAUAUGCUACGACGGACUCCAUACGUUCACCCAAGAUCGGCCUGCAGAACGCAUUGCAGCGCAGACUUGCAGACUUGCAGGUUUCUUCUGUCAGCCGCAGCAGCGUCUAAUUCAGGGUCCGUCCGGGCUGUUGUGGCACAGGCCGCUGGACGAUACAUAGAUAGACCGUGCUCCAGCCUUGUCUGGAUCUGUGAUCAGCGACCGUCAACUCGGGCCACAGGUUCCGUUCCGGUUCCGUUCCACUACGGCGACACCCUCGUGUCUGUCUACCGUCUAUACUCCGUACAUACUCUACCAAAUGAGACAAAACGAAAACCACCUAACGGGUAGGCAUGAUUUCUGUCCAAACACCUGGAUCGGUGGUCGAGUCGGGGUGUUGGCUGCAUCAUCUGACAAUCAGCCAUCGCCAACAACUCUCGAUCUCCUCUACUUUUACAUCUACAAUCAAGGAAUAAUUGAGACAAAAACACAUAUCAUAAUCUAUCCAGUCUCGUGGGUAAAGGUACCAGAACCAGAUCCGGUACCAACCGCUCUAACCAUCACGGCCGUCGCAAAUAUACACAAGCUCGCCUCUCGGCAAGACAGACAAGACAGACAGACAGACAGACAGACAAACAAUCGAUGUGCGGUC